AUGGUUGGUGUAAAAGAGGACACUGAAAUUGCAGAUAUGAGAAGCCCUGCUUUGCUAUUGCAAGAGAACUUGCUCUCAUUUGAGCGUGUGAAAAGCGUCUGCUCAGCUGAUUUUUUCGAAAUUAUUAACGAAGAAGGCAAGACAGCAGAAGAGUUAUUCACUAAAGCAAAUGCUAAACUACGUUCAGAAGCGAAAGACUGGCUUAAACGCACUGCUGAGAACUGUACAAUAGUUGCUGUGCUCAUUGCAACAGUAACAUUUGCCGCAGCCUAUACUAUUCCAGGUGGUCCAAAUCAAAGCACGGGUUAUCCCGUCCUCUUGGCCCAACCGUUCUUUGUGAUUGUCACUAUUGGAGAUGUGCUUUCCAUUACCUUUGCUUUGACCUCACAAUGA
Molecule: messenger RNA, 393 nt
Organism: Solanum pennellii
Lineage: Eukaryota; Viridiplantae; Streptophyta; Magnoliopsida; Solanales; Solanaceae
Product: ankyrin repeat-containing protein ITN1-like
Exons: 2
Coding region: 1-393 (130 amino acids)
Source: RefSeq, a predicted model, not a curated record